Carassius carassius (crucian carp) is the source of this 656-nucleotide messenger RNA. RefSeq names its product ras-related protein Rab-37-like. Gene Ontology annotation, molecular function: GTP binding; GTPase activity. NCBI's taxonomy places the organism in Eukaryota, Metazoa, Chordata, Actinopteri, Cypriniformes, Cyprinidae. The transcript has 9 exons. The record is from RefSeq and is a predicted model, not a curated record. The coding region runs from base 18 to 650 and encodes 210 amino acids. Gene Ontology annotation, cellular component: Golgi apparatus; endosome.
GUCAUCUGCGCUCAGUGAUGGAUCAGGUCAGCGAUGCGGCCGUCGCUUAUAAUCAGGAUUUUACACACAAGACCAUCCUGGUGGGAGACAGCGGAGUGGGAAAGACGUCUCUGCUGGUGCAGUUCGAUCAAGGAAAGUUUAUCCCUGGAUCGUUUUCCGCAACGGUGGGAAUCGGAUUUACGAAUAAAGUGCUCGCUGUGGACGAUCUGAAGGUGAGAUUACAGAUCUGGGAUACAGCGGGACAGGAGAGGUUUCGGAGCGUCACACACGCGUACUACAGAGACGCUCAGGCUCUUCUGCUGCUCUAUGACAUCACCAGCAGAUCCUCCUUCGACAACACACGGGCGUGGCUUACUGAGAUCCAUGAAUAUGCUCAGGAUGAUGUGGUCAUCAUGUUGCUUGGCAACAAGUCAGACAUGGCCAGCGCUCGAGCCAUCAGACGAGAGGAGGGAGAGAAACUGGCCAGAGAAUACGGAGUCAUUUUCCUAGAGACCAGUGCCAAAACCGGACUCAACGUCGACGAGGCCUUCAUGACCGUGGGGAAGGAGCUGGUGAGACGCUCGGUCCAGCUGUCCGUCGAGCACAGGUUUCACCUUCAUGACGUGAUGGAGCCGGAGAAAGAGCCAUCCGUCUGCUGCAGCUUCAGCUAGAGACUA